CUAUAAAUCACCCCGUGCAAGAAAACAUGGAGACACGAAACUUUCCCACAAAUCGCAAGAAACCCAAGAACCUUGCUCCAUUAAAGUCUCCCCAAAGAAAAGGAAAAAAACAUGAACGGUUCAUCUGCUGCUCUUACUCCGAAACGAUUAGAAGGCAAGGUGGCCAUUAUCACAGGUGGAGCAAGCGGCAUCGGCGAGAGCACCGUGCGGUUGUUCGUCCAGAACGGCGCUAAAGUCGUCGUCGCUGAUGUCCAGGACAAACUCGGCCAAUCCCUCUGCAACGAGCUAGGCGCCAAGGGCACCGUUUCGUACGUCCAUUGCGACGUCACGAGCGAUGAGGACGUCAAAAAUGCCGUCGACUUCGCAAUCGCCAAGUAUGGCAAGCUCGACAUAAUGUACAACAACGCCGGCAUCCCUGGGAAGAUUUAUCCGAGUGUCCUGGACUACAACAACGAGGACUUCAAGAGGGUCCUCGACAUCAACGUCUACGGCGCAUUCCUCGGGGCCAAGCACGCCGCCAGGGUCAUGAUCCCGGUGAAAAGGGGCGUCAUCCUCUUCACCGCGAGCAUUGCCUCGACGUGCUGUGGCGAGUCGCCGCACGCGUACACGGCGUCAAAGCACGCAGUAGUCGGGCUGAUGAAGAACCUGUGCGUCGAGCUAGGGCAGUAUGGGAUUAGGGUUAACGCUAUAUCACCGUGCGGGAUGGCGACGCCGUUGCUCAACAACACCAUAGGGCUCGAGAAGAGCACGGUUCAGGAGGUGCUGUGCGCGGCGGCCGUGCUGAAAGGGGCGGUACCGGAGGUGGAGGACGUGGCGGAGGCAGCGUUGUAUCUGAGCGGCGAUGAGGCCAAGUAUGUGAGCGGGCUGAACCUCAUGGUGGAUGGCGGUUAUUCCACCACCAACCCGUCCUUCAAGAUGGUGCUAAAGAGUUUGAUGUCUUGAUCUUCUGAGGUUGUAUGGUAGCCGCGAUAACAAUUUGAAUAAAAGAGAAUGCACGUAGUUCCCCAUGCGUAUUGGGGAAAUAGGAGCUUUCCCCUGACUCCUUAUGUUGUCCUUUUGAAAAAAAUAGAGAUGACUAUGCUUGUGGUGUGCAUCAAUUAGAUGUAUGAUGCAAGAGGGAGAAAUGAUUAAGCGACUGUCUUUAAUUCA
This is a messenger RNA of Syzygium oleosum, 1149 nucleotides long. RefSeq names its product short chain aldehyde dehydrogenase 1-like. Gene Ontology annotation, molecular function: oxidoreductase activity, acting on the CH-OH group of donors, NAD or NADP as acceptor. The coding region runs from base 112 to 942 and encodes 276 amino acids. Lineage: Eukaryota; Viridiplantae; Streptophyta; Magnoliopsida; Myrtales; Myrtaceae. The transcript is spliced from 2 exons. The record is from RefSeq and is a predicted model, not a curated record.